Cololabis saira (Pacific saury) is the source of this 2695-nucleotide messenger RNA. RefSeq lists its product as uncharacterized. The transcript is spliced from 3 exons. The record is from RefSeq and is a predicted model, not a curated record. The coding region runs from base 106 to 1572 and encodes 488 amino acids. NCBI's taxonomy places the organism in Eukaryota, Metazoa, Chordata, Actinopteri, Beloniformes, Belonidae.
UGGACAAAGUCGACACAGAAACGCAACUCGGAUCUUCCUGAGCGGUCGCGGAACCAGAUAAAAUCCAUUCUUAAAGUCAUCCCUUGAGAGACGGAUCUCCAUGCGAUGCAGGCUGGAUGUUCCUCCAGCCCAGACGGGGCCACUGCUCCAGUGUCUCAUAUUAAUGGAAUACCAAUCCCAACUGGGACCAGUACAGAGCACAGAGCCCUGUCCUGCCUAACGGGCCGUCACAAAGCCCAUGCACAACUCCAAGAACGUUCCAGGACCUCAGCUCCCUUUCCAGCCUGCCAGCUAUCUACAGACAACGUGUUUGCAGUUGGAGAAGCCAAGUCACUUACAACUACUGAAAUCUGUGAGUUGAUUGCAGACAAAGUUUCCAAAUAUAGGUCAACUUUCUCUGCUCUUCCCAACGAGAGAUUCCCUACUAACUCCCGGUCCCUGGCUGGCUGCACCGCGCCACAGUCCACCCCCACAAUCACACCCUUGUGCAGAGAAGAUGGGAGAAGCCUCGCAUGUUCUGUGCUGAAGCCGAGGAUUACAACGACCGCUCAACCGCUGGAGGACCGUUUGAAGAUCAGCAAAUCAAAUUCUGAAUCCAAUCCCAAGCCUAAAGAGAGAGAUGAUUUAUCUGCAAAGAAGCGUUCACCAGAAUAUCCACAAAUCUUGCGGGAAGUUUCCGGCACUUGCACCAAGAACCAGGACAGAGGUCCAGUGAUUGUUCCAGUGAUUGUUCCUGACGGUUCUGGAGGGACCGGGGGUCCAACGGCUGGGAAGUAUCCCGGUUUAACACUCACCUGCAGCUCAUCAGAACACAGGUCUGGGUUAAAUGUACAGAAUAAUCUGGAUAACAGCGUGGUUACCAGAAACAAUCUGCUACCUGUUAAACAUGUAAAAGAUCCGUGCUAUGAAGACGUAUCAGAAGCUGAAGAUUCAUCAGAGAUGAUCACCAAACCACCAAAGGCACAGCUGUAUAAAUCUACAAGUAAAGAUGGAAACGUAUCUGUACCUUUACGUGAAGUAUAUGAGCCGAGCAUUAAUCAGAUAAAACCUGGUCAAAUUCAGUCUUUUUUGUCUUGGGAAACCAGUUCCAGAGAGGAUUCCUCACUCAGGCAGAACAUGGAUGAUGAAGGGGUUUGCUCUUCCCCAGGUUUUCCUGCUGGUGCUGGUUCUGAUGACCAGUCGUGUGUUGAAUGUGGCCGUGGAAGAGAAUCAGGACACUUGUGUCGUCUCUGUUCAGGUUUAGAAGACACGCCUGACGGUGCUUGGGAAGUUAUCCCAAUAAACAUUUUAAGCCUUACAUUUGAAGAAGAGGAGGAAAAGUGUGUACCUGUAAAUGCUGAUGGAAGGAGACUGAGCUCAGCAUUCAGCGAACCGUCACAGAACCAAGUACUAACCUCUGCUUUUCUGCAGCUGGACAUUUUUGACACACCAGCUCAGCAAAAACUAGCUCUAAAAUUAGGCCAACUUUCCUUUGUAGCUCCAUCUUCCCGUAUCAGUAAAGAGCAGGGAUUAGAUCCGCUGGAGAGCGGGACUGAGUUCUGCUCCGAGCCUGGAGACGCCUGGGAAAUGUAGUUGUUACUCUGAAAUAAUUGUCACAAACUUGCAUCUAGUGCAAGAACAUGUAACAAUUCAAGAAAAUAUGUUGUAGGUAAUAUUAACAUUUGCAGAAAGACAAAAAAAAUGAAAGGUCAUUCUUUCCGUGCACAGAGAGCAGUGAGGGAGAAAGUACGGUGGCCGAGACCCGCCAUUGCUGCAAAUAAAAGUAACGCUGCAAAUAAAAUAAACACCGCUGCAAAUAAAAAAAACGCUGCAAAUAAAAUAAACACCGCUGCAAAUAAAAAAAACGCUGCAAAUAAAAAAAACGCUGCAAAUAAAAUAAACGUCGCUGCAAAUAAAAUAAACACCGCUGCAAAUAAAAUAAACGCCGCUGCAAAUAAAAUAAACACCGCUGCAAAUAAAAUAAAUACCGCUGCAAAUAAAAUAAACACCGCUGCAAAUUAAAGAAACGCUCCAAAUAAAAUAAACGCUACAAAUAAAAUAAACGCUGCAAAUAAAAUAAACGCCGCUGCAAAUAAAAUAAACGCUGCAAAUAAAAUAAACGCUGCAAAUAAAAUAAACGCCGCUGCAAAUAAAAUAAACACAGCUGCAAAUAAAAUAAACGCUGCAAAUAAAAUAAACGCCGCUGUAAAUAAAAUAAACGCUGCAAAUAAAAUAAACGCUGCAAAUAAAAUAAACGCCGCUGCAAAUAAAAUAAACACAGCUGCAAAUAAAAUAAACGCUGCAAAUAAAAUAAACGCUGCUGCGUUCAAUAAUGCCAAGAAUAAUCUAAAGCGUGGGUAACAAUAGUUAUUUAGAUGAAUGUGAAGUUGAAGCUGUGUGUGGUGCUCACGGACUUCUCCUCUCACGUAAAAAAAACACUGGUGCAUCAGUAAAAACAGUCCCCGGUAAUUCACUUCCGUUGUGGCUUUUUUAUUUGCGUGGUUUUUUUAUUUUAUUUGCAGCGGCGUUUGUUUCUGUUUGCAGUGUUACUUUAUUUGCAGCAAUGGUGGGUCUCGGCCACCGUAAGAAAGUUGUUCCAAAACAGGAUAUAUUCUCUUCAAAACUGUGAAUACCUGCUAUCCAUUCCUUUGGACUUCAGACUUCAUGAAGAAUUCAUGCACAGUUAAGGUUGAAACCUCUCAGAAGGAAUGUAAAA